AUGCCACCCUCACCCAUCGCGCAGGCGCUACUCGGCGCAUUGCUGCUGUUCACCCAGCCAGCUACGGCAGAAUCAUCGACACUAAGGGAAGGCGCGCUUCCGUCAUAUCACUAUGGUGCGCCGAUAGCAGUCGAGUGUAUGAAUCGGAGCAUAGAAACGGGCGAACACAUCCAGAAUGAAAAGGACGAAAUUGAAUGGAUCCCCUUCCCGUCCUGCAACGAGACGCUGAAACCGCUCGAAUUUCACUACGGAAUCGAGUCGGAGAUCAACUGCACCAUCCCCAUGGUCGACGACCCCUUCUUCCACCUCCUCGAGUUCUACAUCCACUCCGACGCGCCGCUCGCCUGUCGGCUUCCCGCGCGCCCGCCCCCGCACGUCGAGGCCGUUGGCGCCGAGCCCUAUAAGCAAGAGUACAUCCCGCUGGUCUUCGCGCUGGCGGGGACGCUGCAGCUGAGCCAUCUGCAUAUCAGCACCCACCUCAACGUGCUCCUACACAGCACGCCCAAGCACCACAUCCACCCGCACGAUAGCGGCGUGUUGGAUUCCGGUGCGGCGUAUAGCACGAGUCCGCUGAGCCAUAUGGAGGGGAGCCAGACGAGAAGACUCGUCAUUGGGGACCCGCUGCCGUUGAGCUUUAGUGUGCGGUGGUUCCCGACGCCGGCGCUGCCCAAGACGGAGGGGAAGGUGGAGUGGCAAGGGAUUGGGGGGCAUAUAUAUGCUAGUACCAUGUUCUACAGUCUUGUGUCGUUUAUUACGGGGGUCUUGGCAAGCGCGGUUUAUUUCUUCGGCGUGAUUCUACCCAAGAGGUUGCGCGGGAGGGGAAUGGGUGGUGCGACGCCGUUGGGGUAUGGCAUGGGGGUUGGCAAUGGGUGGGGGAUAUCGAAGAGAAUGGAUUAG
This is a messenger RNA of Pseudomassariella vexata, 897 nucleotides long. RefSeq lists its product as uncharacterized. Bases 1 to 897 code for a protein of 298 amino acids. The record is from RefSeq and is a predicted model, not a curated record. Lineage: Eukaryota; Fungi; Ascomycota; Sordariomycetes; Amphisphaeriales; Pseudomassariaceae. The transcript is spliced from 2 exons.